AUGACACGUUUUAGCGUUUUGAAGAUAGGUUCAAAUUCGUUGCCUCAUAAUGCACAAGGGGAAGGAUUUGAUAACCUAAACCCUGAGACUCCGUCUUCUUCAAUAUCGCCUAAUGCUGUCAAUUCUCGCCCAGAAAACAUAACUAAAGAGGCGCUGAGUAAAAUGCGGACAUCUCACAGAGAUAUCGACGCCGAUUUAGAUGAAAUGGAAAAUGAGCUUAGGCCUGAAGAUUCGCUUGAUUCUUUGGGUCGCUCUGGUGAGGUGGAGGAUUUUGGUGCUCAGCCAUUCAUUUCUACGCUAGACCCAAGGCCUGAUGUGCCUAAUCAGUCUAGAGGGGAUUCUAAUGAGCCGAGCCCGGGCGAGGAUUAUGCCGAAGUAAGUGAGUCUGCUGUCGAAGCAGAAAGUUCGAAUGCCCAACUUGCUCAUUUGAAUGAAAUGGUAUCUGAAAUCGAUAGAUAUAGUGGAAUGGCAGAACGAUUAUAUUCAAUAACGGAAGAAGCCAGUGUUCGCGGUCAUCGCGAAUUAAGCGAUGAAUUUCGCUCUGAUAAGCUGAAUAAUCUUCGUGAUUUUAUGGUAAAACUUAGCCUUAAUUUUAAGGCUACUCGGGAUUGCUUCUUCACCGUUGCUCGUUUAGCCAGGACUACUAUCAAUGAGCAUAUUGCAAACGGUUCUUUACGGGAUAGAGAGGAUGACGAAAUCGACGAGGAGGAGGAUGUUUCUAACUUCAGGCGAGGUGAUAUAGUGGAUUCAGGUAUGGAAAGUCCCGGGAUCGAAACAAAGAAGAAUGCUGAUUCUCAUGUUCAAACA
Molecule: messenger RNA, 807 nt
Organism: Protopolystoma xenopodis
Lineage: Eukaryota; Metazoa; Platyhelminthes; Monogenea; Polystomatidea; Polystomatidae
Source: the annotation of a GenBank genome assembly